This is a messenger RNA of Trachemys scripta elegans, 3530 nucleotides long. RefSeq names its product zinc finger protein 438 (gene ZNF438). NCBI's taxonomy places the organism in Eukaryota, Metazoa, Chordata, Testudines, Emydidae. The record is from RefSeq and is a predicted model, not a curated record. The coding region runs from base 388 to 2898 and encodes 836 amino acids. Gene Ontology annotation, cellular component: nucleus; cytoplasm. The transcript has 7 exons. Gene Ontology annotation, molecular function: RNA polymerase II cis-regulatory region sequence-specific DNA binding; DNA-binding transcription factor activity, RNA polymerase II-specific; histone deacetylase binding. Gene Ontology annotation, biological process: regulation of transcription by RNA polymerase II; cell fate commitment.
GGCCGCGCCUGCGCACAAAGGUGCCGGAGAAGGGGGUGGCCGGGGGAGCACGGGAAAAGACAAGAGGUGGCCGCCGCGGGGCGGGGGCGGCGUGACGUCAAGGCGCGCCGUAGCUCGGGCGGCGUGACGCAGGCACGCAGAGGGAGAGCUGCAUUAUGAUUAUGCUACAUUAAACUCGAACAUUCUUUAUAUGCAACCUGAGCUGUUUCAUGGAUUUUUUUGUGUGUCGUUAAAGAGGUAAUUGCUGGGAUGCUUUUUGACAUGGAUGGAAUGUUUUAUUGGCUGUAACGCAGCAGGAUGAAUAAAGGUGAGCAAAACAGAAUCAAGACUGUAUCAAAUUUUAAAAGCUUCAGCAAUGGAAAGUUACUGUGACUAUCAGAGGGCACAAUGCAGAAUCCUUUAACUCUUUCUGAAGAUGAACGGAAAUCCUCUUCUGGGAUAAUAAGAAGUGGAAAAGGUUUUCAGAAUAAAAGUCAGUUUAGGACAAUUGCACCAAAGAUGGUACCUAAAGUGAUAACAUCAGGGGUAGUGUCGUGUCUUCCAUCUGUUCUUCCUGAACAAACUAAUCCUAUUUCAUCUGCAAGCUCUAAACCACUUAUAAUGCCAACACAAAACUAUACUCUAAUGCAAGUUGCUGGUUGUGAGGGAACUUUUUCUCUUGUAGCUUUACCACAUAUCACCCCUGCACUGGCAGCACAACAAAUUCAACAAUCAAAUGUGCCCCCUCCUGAAAACCUCAAACUACCUAUUCCUAGGUAUCAAUCUGUAAAAAAUAAAUUGUUGAUUGACAAAAAAACAAUUCAAACCUCUUCUUCAAGUGCACAUAACAAGAUUCCCAGCAAGGUACAAAUUUCAUCACAGACACCAGCAAUGACUACUUCAACUGGAGAUCUUCCUGAAGCUCAUUCUACUACAGAUUCAUCUGAACAAGUUAUUUUAAUUGAUCAUGGUUCUACUGAAAUUACAGUUGCUACUUUACUCAGUGAAAACAACUGUGUAGAAUCUGGAUCUCCUUUACUAAAUAAAACCGAAACUGCUGAAGAUAGUAUUUCGGGACCAUCUGUCAUUAAAGAAUGUUUGUCCAAGCCAAUGAAUCCAAGUAAUCCUGUGAAAAUAAAUCUACAUUCCAUGAAAUCAACUAUUGAAGCCACAAAAGGUUCAGUCAUAACAUCUGAGAAACUUGAAGAAAAACUGGUGAAUUCUACAAAUUCUGUCACGGUCCCGUCACCGGCAAUAUUUGGCAAUGAAGUUCAAUUGACUCAGUCCGCACCAAAAGGAAAACUUCCUAUUUUGCCAUAUUCAAGAAUGAAAAGUGCAAUGUUCUGUGAAUCUAAACAAAAUUCUAACACUGUGGCUACAUCUACUCCUGGGCGAAGACCUGAAUGUGAAAAAAUACCACCUUUGGUAAAAACCUUUAAUGUUUCUACCAGAGUUUAUGAUAAACUACUAGCAAUAUCUUUUGCACAAAUCUCCAAACAAGCCCCCCGUGAAAAUACCUUCAGUCCAGCCACUAAACUGGAUGUUGAUAAUCUAAAGAAAUUGAAUGGUGUCGCCUCUAAGAGAAGAGGCAGAAAACGAAGAACCCCAGAUGAUAUAUUGGCAUUUCAGACCAAAAGAAGAAAGUGCAUCAUUAAUAAAUUUAGAGAGGGUAAAGAGAGAGUAAAAGUUGAUCCCCAUGAAUCAAAAGACAGUAGGGCUGAGUCAGUUAAAAAAUACCGUAGUAUCAGACCAAAACCUGUAGUUAUGCAGGCUUUAGCUCCACUGACUUCUGCGACUAUAAUAGAGACUCAGGUUCCUGACUGCAUAGAACAAGACAUUUUCUUAAAUGAUACACUUCCAAAUAAAUAUUUAAGCUAUAAGCAGAGUGAUGUCACUUCUGCUAAACAAAGUGAUCUGUGUAGAAAUUUAUUUUCUGCUGUACCUAAGCCAUGGCAUAAGUGCCAUGUCUGUAACCACAACUUUCAAUUUAAACACCAUCUUCAGGACCACAUGAACACACACACAAAUAGACGGCCUUAUAGCUGUCGAAUUUGCCAGAAAGCAUAUGUUCAUUCGGGAAGCCUAAGCACUCACAUGAAGCUUCAUCACAAUGAAGGUAGACUCAAGAAACGUCUAUGUUGUGAGUUUUGUGCCAAAGUAUUUGGCCAUGCAAGAGUAUACUUUGGCCAUCUGAAGGAAGUACACAGGGUUGUUAUCAGCACCGAGCACUCCAUAGGUGAACAGCAACUGCAAGAUGCUUUAAAGAAUAGAGACAUAAAUAUAAAAGGAGCAGAAGAAACAAUAGAGAGGGGAAAUAAAUGCAAUUUUGAAGAUUUAUUUCAGAGUCAAACAGAAGUCAAAUUACAGAUCAAAUGUGCCAGAUGCCAGUUUACUGCACAGUCUUUUGCUGAGAUGAAGUUUCAUUUGUUGUGUUUUCAUGGCGAGGAGCUCCCAGGAAGAAUAAAAGAAGGAAUUCUACAGGGAGGCAAGGGAGCUCAGGAAGAACUGAUCAAACAUGCAGCUCAUUUCUGGAAGCAGCGCAAAGAGAGACGAAAUCCAAUCAAACAUGGCACUUGUGAGGAAGAGUUCUAUGCUUUUCCAAAACUGAAAAGGCAAAUAUAUCUUCAUCAAAAUAAUUUUGAUACUUUAACUAAAAGUGAGGUUAUUCCAUCAGGUAACAGUGAACCAGGAAAGGAGUUGCAAAAUUUUGGUUGUGCCACACAAAAUAAAAAAAUUCAAAUUUGGUGUAAAGCUGAUUAUAACUGCAUUUUAUGCAAGCAGGUAUUUGGAAGAAAAGAGGGGCUUUUCAGUCAUUGGCAGAAUCAUCAUAAUUGUGAAGACCCCUCUGUUCUUUGGACUAUUUUUAAUUCAUUCUCCAAACAGGGAGUUAUUGAACUUUCUAAUAACGCUGAAAAAUGAAGCAGUGGCAAAAUUCAGCUAGAAAAGUAUUCCGUUUCCAAGGUUACUGAUUUAUUUGUGUCUGAUUUGCAAUGUAACAAAAAUUUACAAUUAAUUCACUCAUUCUCUUUGGUGAUCAGUUGCAGUGGUUUUACAUGUAGUUUAGGUUUGUUUGCUGAAUACAAAACUCUUAAUUCUCACCGUAGGCCUUUUCAGAUACAUAUAUAUACACACAAGCCUGUUAUAUAAUGCCAUACUUAAUAUUGAUGCACAAGGACCUUCACAGAAACAAGUAUGCAGAAAUGUUAGAGGUUGAAAUUAAGAAGAAAAAGGGAGGAACGUAUAUUAUAUUCUGUUGUACUCGGAGACAUUAAUGUUGCCCUUUGUAAAGUAAUGGCGUACAAAUGUUCUUCUUGUACAGAAUGACAAACCAGAUUGAAAAUAUAACUUUCAGUCUUAGCAGUGCCUCCAGAUUUUAUGGGAAAUGUAUAUAUGCAUGCAGUUUUCUGGGUGCAUGUUAAGAUUUAAUGUUUUUAUGCUUAUAGAUAUGGGACAAUAGAAAACCACAAGAAAAAGUAUUAAUGAACUCCAAGGAGUAUGGAUUUCUUUAGAAGUCUUCAGAACUUAAGCUUUCUUAAAAAAAAAAAAAAAAA